This is a messenger RNA of Phyllostomus hastatus (greater spear-nosed bat), 12302 nucleotides long. RefSeq names its product tenascin XB (gene TNXB). NCBI's taxonomy places the organism in Eukaryota, Metazoa, Chordata, Mammalia, Chiroptera, Phyllostomidae. The record is from RefSeq and is a predicted model, not a curated record. Gene Ontology annotation, molecular function: protein binding.
CCUCCCUCCUCCUCACUGUCGCUGGCUGCCUAGAUAGACGGGCUGUGGCUCAGUGAGCCCCACUGCAGGGAACAAGCAAGGGACACCCAGGAGCUCAGGGCAGCCAAAGAGAGCCAGGCUGCCAAAGGGGAGCCCACCCUGCCCUGCCCUGAGGGCCCACCUCCUGAGGCUGGGGACAGAACAGGUGCAGAGGCACUGCAGCUGCUCAUUGCCCAGCCUCCUGAAUGAUGCCAGCCCAACAUUCCCUAACCUCCAACCUGGCCCUCCUGCUGCUGCUGGGCACAGUCAGAGCAGGCCCUUUCUCUUCACGCUCCAAUAUUACACUCCCUGCCCCACGACCCCCUCCUAAGCCAGGGGGCCGCACAGCAGAACCAAGAGGGGCGAACCCCACUUCUCAGCUUUAUGAGCACACUGUAGAAGGAGGGGAAAAGCAGGUGGUGUUCACCCACCGUAUUAACCUGCCCCCUUCAACUAGCUGUGGCUGUCCCCCGGGCACUGAGCCCCCGGUCCCUGCUUCAGAGGUGCAGGCCUUGAGGGUCCGCCUAGAGAUCCUGGAGGAGCUGGUGAAGGGGCUCAAGGAACAGUGCACAGGGGGAUGUUGUCCUGCUGCUGCCCAGGCUGGCACAGGUCAGACAGACAUUCGUAGCCUCUGCAGUCUCCACGGUGUGUUUGACUUGAGCCGCUGUGCCUGCUCCUGCGAGCCAGGCUGGGGCGGGCCCUCCUGCUCAGACCCCACAGACGCCGGAGUGUCCCCUUCCUCGCCACCCUCCGGGUCCUGCCCAGAUGACUGCAACGAUCAGGGGCGCUGUGUCCGCGGUCACUGUGUGUGCUUCCCUGGCUACACUGGCCCCAGCUGUGGCUGGCCCUCCUGUCCUGGGGACUGCCACGGCCGUGGGCGCUGUGUGCAGGGCGUGUGCGUGUGCCGGUUGGGCUUCUCUGGUGACGACUGCAGCCUGCGCUCCUGCCCUCGAGGCUGCAGCCAGAGGGGGCGCUGCGAAAAUGGGCGCUGCGUGUGUAACCCCGGUUACACAGGUGAGGACUGUUCAGUAAAGAGCUGCCCCCGGGGCUGCAGCCAGAAAGGGCGCUGCGAGGAAGGGCGCUGCGUCUGUGACCCUGGCUACACUGGAGAAGACUGUGGCUCACGGACCUGCCCUUGGAACUGUGGUGAAGGUGGGCGCUGCGUGGACGGCCGCUGCGUGUGCUGGCCUGGGUACGCGGGUGAGGACUGCAGCACACGGAUUUGCCCGCGCAACUGCCGAGGCCGCGGGCGCUGCGAGGACGGAGAAUGCAUCUGCGACACCGGCUACAGUGGGGACGAUUGCGGCGUGCGGAGCUGCCCCAGCGACUGCAACCAAAGGGGCCGCUGCGAGGACGGCCGUUGCGUGUGCUGGCCAGGGUACACAGGGCCCGACUGCGGUGCGCGCGCCUGCCCGCGCGACUGUCGGGGCCGCGGGCGCUGUGAGAAUGGCGUGUGUGUGUGCAACACAGGCUACAGCGGCGAGGAUUGCGGCGUGCGCAGCUGUCCUGGAGACUGUCGUGGCCGGGGUCGUUGUGAGAGUGGCCGCUGUGUGUGUUGGCCCGGGUACACGGGCCGGGAUUGCGGAACGCGGGCCUGCCCUGGCGACUGCAGAGGGCGCGGGCGUUGCGUGGAUGGUCGCUGUGUGUGCAACCCAGGUUUCAUGGGCGAGGACUGUGGGAGCCGUCGGUGUCCCGGGGACUGUCAUGGUCGCGGCCACUGCGAGGAUGGCGUGUGCACGUGUGACGCUGGCUACGAGGGAGAGGACUGCAGCUUACUCAGCUGCCCAGGAGGUUGCCGAGGCCGUGGCCAGUGCCUAGACGGACGUUGCGUGUGUGAUGACGACUACUCAGGCGAUGACUGCGGCGUGAGGCGGUGCCCGGGAGACUGCAGCCAGCGCGGCGUGUGCCAGGACGGUGUGUGCACCUGUUGGGAAGGCUACGCGGGAGAGGACUGCAGCCUCCGUACCUGCCCCUCCAACUGCCACCAGCGUGGCCACUGUGAUGAUGGGCGCUGUGUGUGCUACUCAGGCUACACCGGCCCCUCCUGCUCCAUCCGCACCUGCCCGGCCAACUGCCGGGGUCGUGGGCGCUGUGUGCAGGGAUCCUGCGUGUGCCACGCAGGCUACAGCGGUGAGGACUGUGGACAGGAAGAGCCUCCUGCCAGCGCCUGCCCUGAAGGCUGCGGGCCCCGGGAGCUGUGCCGUGCAGGCCAAUGUGUGUGCGUUGAGGGCUUCCGAGGCCCGGACUGCGCCAUCCAAACAUGCCCGGAGGACUGCCGUGGCCGAGGAGAGUGUCGUGAGGGCAGUUGCAUCUGCCAAGAGGGCUAUGCAGGGGAGGACUGUGGAGAAGAGGUGCCAGCCAUUGAGGGCAUGAGGAUGCACCUCCUGGAGGAGACGACGGUUCGGACAGAGUGGACCAGGGCUCCUGGCCCUGUGGAUGCCUAUGAGAUUCAGUUCACCCCCACGACAGAGGGGGCAAGCCCCCCAUUCACCGCACGGGUGCCAAGCUCUGCUUCAGCCUAUGACCAGAGAGGACUGGCCCCCGGUCAGGAGUACCAGGUCACUGUCCGUGCCCUUCGAGGGACUAACUGGGGCCCUCCUGUCUCCAAGACCAUCACCACCAUGAUCGAUGGCCCCCAGGACCUCCGGGUGGUGGCCGUGACUCCAACCACACUGGAGCUCAGCUGGCUGCGCCCCCAGGCCGAGGUGGACCGAUUCGUGGUGUCCUACGUCACUGCUGGCAACCAGAGGGUGCGGCUGGAAGUGCCAGCCGAGGCAGACGGAACACUGCUGACUGACCUGAUGCCGGGUGUAGAAUACGUGGUGACUGUCACUGCGGAGCGGGGCCGGGCAGUAAGCUACCCAGCGUCUGUCAGGGCUAACACAGCACCAGGCCACUACAGUUACCCGGAGGUGCGCCCCCCAGCCCCGCCCCCCAAACCCCGGCCUCGGCCUCGGCCAGCUCCGGCUCCGCAGCCCCCUAGGCCGGCUAGGCUCCCUCGACCGGCAGAGGGGCAAGAGGAGCCUCGGCCUGGGCCUAGCCUGCCCCAGCCCCCUCGGCGGCCGUGGGGCAACCUGACAGCGGAGUUGGGCCGCUUCCGCGGCACGGUGCAGGACCUGGAGCGCCACCUGCGGGCUCACAACUACCCACUGAGGGCCAACCAGACCUACACCUCCGUGGCGCGCCACAUCCACGAAUACUUGCAGCGGCGUCUGGCGGCCUCUGCCCCCACCAGCUCUGCACCCCCUCCCCGUCAGCUGUACCCCACCGCCAGCCCCGACUCUGGCACCUGGAAACGGGACUCCAACCAGGGCAUCUAUAGCCUCUUACCCGAAGGCGUCGAUGGGAUGGCUGUGCCCCGUCACCCCAAGCCCGAGGUGCUAGGCAGUUCCGCCAAUGGCUCACUACUCGUGUCCCUCGAUGGGCUCCGCGGCCACUUUGAACGAGUGGUGCUGCGCUGGCAGCCCCAGCCACCUGCAGACGCCCCCGGCGGGGAGCUGACUGUGCCUGGCACCACGCGCACCGUAACUCUGCCUGACCUCAGGCCAGCCACCACCUAUCAUGUGGAGGUCCACGGGGUGCGGGCAGGGCAGACCUCCAAGUCCUACGCCUUCAUCACCACCACAGGAUCCUCCCCCUCGGGCUUCUUGGGAGCCACCGAUGAGCCUUCCCCUUCAGGCCCUUCAACAACUCAAGGGGUGCAGGCCCCUGCCCUGCAGCAGCGCCCCCAGGAGCUGGGGGAGCUGAGGGUACUAGGCAAAGACAAAACUGGUCGCCUCCACGUAGCCUGGACGGCCCAGCCCGAAGCCUUCACCCACUUCCAGCUGCGCCUCUGGGUGCCCGAUGCUCCAGGGGCACAUGACGAACUGCUGCCAGGGGACGUCCGCCAGGCACUGGUGCCCUCACCCCCUCCUGGAGCCCCCUAUGUGCUGUCACUUCAUGGGGUUCCUCCUGAGGGCAAGCCCUCUGCUCCUCUCAUCUAUCAAGGCAUUAUGGACAGGGACGGGGGAAAGCCUGGGAAGCCCUUGGCCCCACCACGCCUGGGCGAGCUGACAGUGACAGAUGUGACCUCCAGCUCCCUGCUCCUGCACUGGACUGUCCCUGAGGGCGAGUUCGACUCCUUCACAAUCCAGUACAAAGACAGGGAUGGGCCCCACAUGGUGCCUGUGGAGGGGCCCCAGCGCUCGGCCCUCAUCACCAACCUGGACAUGGGCCGCAAGUACAAAUUCGCCCUGUAUGGGUUUGUGGGCAAGAAGAAGCAUGGCCCCCUGGUGGCUGAAGUCAAGAUCUUGCCUCCGAGUGAUCCCAGCCUAGUGACACCACCCCGUCUCGGAACACUAUGGGUGACAGAUCCCACCCCAGACUCACUGCACCUCUCCUGGACAGUCCCUGAAGGCCAGUUCGAUUCCUUCAUGGUCCAAUACAGGGACAGGGAUGGACAGCCCCAGGUGGUGCCCGUGGAGGGACCUGAGCGCUCGGUCACUAUCUCUCCACUGGACCCUGACCACAAGUACAGAUUCACUCUGUUUGGCAUCGCCAACAAGAAGCGGCAUGGCCCCCUCACGGCUGAUGGCAGCACUGCUCCAGAGAAGACAGAAGAGCCCCACCACCCAGAGCCCCCCGAGCAGCCACUACUGGGGGAACUGACAGCGACUUCCGUGACCCCAGACUCGCUGCGCCUAUCCUGGACAGUGGCCCAGGGCACCUUUGACUCCUUUGUGGUCCAGUACAAGGAUGCACAGGGGCAGCCCCAGGCAGUGUCGGUCAAGGGAGAUGAGAACACGGUCACUGUCCCUGGCCUGGAAUCUGACUGGAAAUAUAAAAUGAACCUCUACGGCUUUCAUGGCCGGCGGCGUGUGGGGCCUGUGUCCACCGUGGUCACCACCGCCCAUCAGGAAGUUGCGGAGGAGGCCCUGAGGCCCACAGAACCCAGCAUGGAGGCCCCAGCACCCGCCAAGGAGCCCCUCCUAGGGGAGCUGACUGUGACAGAAUCCUCCCCGGAAUCGCUGAGCCUGUCCUGGACUGUCCCCGAAGGCCAGUUCGACCACUUCCUGGUCCAGUACAAGAACGGGGACGGGCAGCCCAAGGUGGUGCGGGUGCCAGGGCACGAGGACGGGGUCACCAUCUCGGGCCUGGAGCCAGACCACAAGUACAAGAUGAACCUGUAUGGUUUCCACGACGGCCAGCGCCAGGGCCCCAUCUCUGCCAUCGGGGUGACCGCUGCCGAGGAAGAGACCCCCAGCCCCACAGAACCCGGCACAGAGGCCCCAGAGCCCCCUGAGGAGCCCCUCCUGGGGGAGCUGACAGUGACAGAAUCCUCCCCAGACUCGCUGAGCCUCUCCUGGACCAUCCCCCAGGGCCACUUUGACUCCUUCACCGUCCAGUACAAGGACAGGGACGGGCGGCCCCAGGUGGUGCGUGUCGGGGGUGAGGAGAGAGAGGUCACUGUGCAGGGCCUGGAGCCGGGGCGCAAGUACAAGAUGCACCUGUAUGGCCUGCACAGGGGACAGCGUGUGGGCCCCGUGUCCACUGUGGGCCUGACAGCUCGCCCUGCUCCAGAUCACGAACCUGGGACCACCCAAGUUCCUGCCACCACGACCCCCGAGCCUCCCAUCAAGCCCCUCCUGGGGGAGCUGACUGUGACUGAAGCCACCGUGGACUCUCUGAGCCUGUCCUGGACUGUCCCCGAAGGCCAGUUCGACCACUUCCUGGUCCAGUACAAGAACGGGGACGGGCAGCCCAAGGUGGUGCAGGUGCCAGGGCACGAGGACGGGGUCACCAUCUCGGGCCUGGAGCCAGACCACAAGUACAAGAUGAACCUGUAUGGCUUCCACGAUGGCCAGCGCCAGGGCCCCAUCUCUGCCAUCGGGGUGACGGCUGCCGAGGAAGAGACCCCCAGCCCCACAGAACCCGGCACAGAGGCCCCAGAGCCCCCUGAGGAGCCCCUCCUGGGGGAGCUGACAGUGACAGAAUCCUCCCCAGACUCGCUGAGCCUCUCCUGGACCAUCCCCCAGGGCCACUUUGACUCCUUCACCGUCCAGUACAAGGACAGGGACGGGCGGCCCCAGGUGGUGCGUGUUGGGGGUGAGGAGAGAGAGGUCACUGUGCAGGGCCUGGAGCCGGGGCGCAAGUACAAGAUGCACCUGUAUGGCCUGCACAGGGGGCAGCGUGUGGGCCCCGUGUCCUCUGUGGGCCUGACAGCUCGCCCUGCUCCAGAUCACGAACCUGGGACCACCCAAGUUCCUGCCACCACGACCCCCGAGCCUCCCAUCAAGCCCCUCCUGGGGGAGCUGACUGUGACUGAAGCCACCGUGGACUCUCUGAGCCUGUCCUGGACUGUCCCCGAAGGCCAGUUCGACCACUUCCUGGUCCAGUACAAGAACGGGGACGGGCAGCCCAAGGUGGUGCAGGUGCCAGGGCACGAGGACAGGGUCACCAUCUCGGGCCUGGAGCCAGACCACAAGUACAAGAUGAACCUGUAUGGCUUCCACGAUGGCCAGCGCCAGGGCCCCAUCUCUGCCAUCGGGGUGACGGCUGCUGAGGAAGAGACCCCCAGCCCCACAGAACCCAGCACAGAGGCCCCAGAGCCCCCUGAGGAGCCCCUCCUGGGGGAGCUGACAGUGACAGAAUCCUCCCCAGACUCGCUGAGCCUCUCCUGGACCAUCCCCCAGGGCCACUUCGACUCCUUCACCGUCCAGUACAAGGACAGGGACGGGCGGCCCCAGGUGGUGCGUGUUGGGGGUGAGGAGAGAGCAGUCACUGUGCAGGGCCUGGAGCCGGGGCGCAAGUACAAGAUGCACCUGUACGGCUUGCACGGGGGGCAGCGUGUGGGCCCCGUGUCCUCUGUGGGCUUGACAGCUCCACAACCAGAAGAGACUCCUGCAGCCACCAACCCCCCGCUGGAGCCACGCCUGGGGGUCCUGACAGUGACGGGUGUGACCCCCACCUCCGUGGGCCUCGUGUGGACAGUCCCUGAGGGCCAGUUUGACUCCUUCGUGAUCCAGUACAAGGAUAGGGAUGGGCAGCUCCGGGUCAUUCCUGUGGCCAUGGACCAGCACGAGGCCACUAUCCCGGGGCUGGAACCCGCACGCAAAUACAGGAUGCAUGUCUAUGGGCUCCACGGCGGGCAGCGCGUGGGCCCCCUGUCUGCGGUGGCUGUGACGGCUGCCCAAGGAGAUGCCAGCCCAGGGGCCCCACCCCGCCUCGGGGAUCUGUGGGUGACAGAGCCCACUGAGGACUCACUACACCUCCUCUGGACGGUCCCCGAGGGCCACUUUGACUCCUUUGCGGUCCAGUUCAAGGACAGGGAUGGGCCCCGGAUAGUGCCUGUGGCAGGUCACGAACGCUCAGUCACCAUCACCCCUCUGGACAGUGGCCGCAAGUACAGAUUCCUCCUCUAUGGCCUCCUGGGCAAGAAACGCCAUGGCCCCCUCACCGCUGAUGGCACCACAGAGACCCAGGGUGCUGUGGAUGAUGCUGGAACAAAGCGUCCCUCAAAACCCCAUCUGGGAGAGGAGCUACAGGUGACCAGCGUGACACCACACUCCGUGGGCCUUGCAUGGACGGUCCCCGAGGGCCAGUUUGACUCCUUCGUGAUCCAGUACAAGGACAAGGACGGGCAGCCCCAAGUGGUGCCCGUGGAAGGCAGCCUCAGGGAGGUCAGGGUCUCGGGCCUGGACCCCUCCCACAGGUACAAGCUGCUGCUCUAUGGGCUGCACCAGGGCCGGCGUGUGGGGCCCAUCGCUGCUGUCGCUGUGACCGCCCCCAGGGAAGAAAUUGGAGCUGAGACCAUGGCCCCAAACCCUCCACAGUCUGAGCCGCAACUCGGGGAGCUGACUGUGGACGAAGCCACGCCACACACCCUACACGUCUCCUGGACGGUCACUGAGGGAGAAUUUGACUCCUUCGAGGUCCAGUACAUUGACGAGGAUGGGAAACUCCAAGUUGUCAGUUUAGGGGGCAACCGAAAUGACAUCACCCUCUCUGGACUGGAAUCCAACCACAGAUACCUGGUAAAUGUGUACGGUUUCCAUGGCCGGCAUCGUCUGGGUCCUAUCCGGGUGGAAUCUCGGACAGUUCCAAGGAAAGAGGAGAAUGAACUACCAGAAACUUCCAUCAUGGGCCCCGAGGCUCCCAUCAAGCCCCUCCUGGGAGAGCUGACCGUGACAGACGCCACCGUGGACUCCCUGCACCUGUCCUGGACCGUCCCCGAGGGCCAGUUCGACCACUUCCUAGUCCAGUACAAGAACAGGGACGGGCAGCCCAAGGCGGUGCGGGUGCCAGGACACGAGGACAGGGUCACCAUCUCGGGCCUGGAGCCAGACCACAAGUACAAGAUGAACCUGUAUGGCUUCCACGACGGCCAGCGCCAGGGCCCCAUCUCUGCCACUGGGGUGACAGCUGCUGAGGACGAGACCCCCAGCCCCACAGAACCCGGCACAGAGGCCCCAGAGCCCCCCGAGGAGCCCCUCCUGGGGGAGCUGACAGUGACAGAAUCCUCCCCAGACUCGCUGAGCCUCUCCUGGACCGUCCCCCAGGGCCACUUCGACUCCUUCACCGUCCAGUACAAGGACAGGGACGGGCGGCCCCAGGUGGUGCGUGUCGGGGGUGAGGAGAGAGAGGUCACUGUGCAGGGCCUGGAGCCGGGGCGCAAGUACAAGAUGCACCUGUAUGGCCUGCACGGGGGGCAGCGUGUGGGCCCCGUGUCCACUGUGGGCCUGACAGCCCCCGAAGUGGAACAGUCAGCCAGCCCCACUUUGAAGCCAAGCCUGGGGCAGCUGACUGUGACUGACGCCACCGUGGACUCCCUGCACCUGUCCUGGACCGUCCCCGAGGGCCAGUUCGACCACUUCCUGGUCCAGUACAAGAACGGUGAUGGGCAGCCCAAGGCGGUGCGGGUGCCAGGGCACGAGGACAGGGUCACCAUCUCGGGCCUGGAGCCAGACCACAAGUACAAGAUGAACCUGUAUGGCUUCCACGACGGCCAGCGCCAGGGCCCCAUCUCUGCCAUCGGGGUGACGGCUGCCGAGGAAGAGACCCCCCAGCCCCACAGAACCCGGACAGAGGCCCCCAGAGCCCCCCUGAGGAGCCCCCUCCUGGGGGAGCUGACAGUGACAGAAUCCUCCCCAGACUCGCUGAGCCUCUCCUGGACCGUCCCCCAGGGCCACUUCGACUCCUUCACCGUCCAGUACAAGGACAGGGACGGGCGGCCCCAGGUGGUGCGUGUCGGGGGUGAGGAGAGAGAGGUCACUGUGCAGGGCCUGGAGCCGGGGCGCAAGUACAAGAUGCACCUGUAUGGCCUGCACGGGGGGCAGCGUGUGGGCCCCGUGUCCACUGUGGGCCUGACAGCUCGCCCAGCUCCAGAUCACGAAGCUCGGACCACCCAAGUCCCUGCCACCACGACCCCCAAGGCUCCCAUCAAGCCCCUCCUGGGGGAGCUGACUGUGACUGACACCACUCCGGACUCCCUGCACCUGUCCUGGACCGUCCCCGAGGGCCAGUUCGACCACUUCCUAGUCCAGUACAAGAACGGUGAUGGGCAGCCCAAGGUGGUGCGGGUGCCAGGACACGAGGACAGGGUCACCAUCUCGGGCCUGGAGCCAGACCACAAGUACAAGAUGAACCUGUAUGGCUUCCACGACGGCCAGCGCCAGGGCCCCAUCUCUGCCAUCGGGGUGACGGCUGCUGAGGAAGAGACCCCCAGCCCCACAGAACCCAGCACAGAGGCCCCAGAGCCCCCCGAGGAGCCCCUCCUGGGGGAGCUGGCAGUGACAGAAUCCUCCCCAGACUCGCUGAGCCUCUCCUGGACCGUCCCCCAGGGCCUCGACUCCUUCACCGUCCAGUACAAGGACAGGGACGGGCGGCCCCAGGUGGUGCGUGUCGGGGGUGAGGAGAGAGAAGUCACUGUGCAGGGCCUGGAGCCGGGGCGCAAGUACAAGAUGCACCUGUAUGGCCUACACGGGGGGCAGCGUGUGGGCCCCGUGUCCACUGUGGGCCUGACAGCCCCAGAAGAGGCCCCUGAGUCUCCCGAAGGGCCCCGCCUGGGGGUGCUGGCAGUGACUGACAGGACCCCAGACUCCCUGCGCCUCUCGUGGACUGUGGCCCAGGGCUCCUUCGACUCCUUCGUGGUGCAGUAUUGGGACACAGACAGGCAGUCCCAGGCCUUGCUUGUGGGUGGUGACCAGAACAAGGUCCUUGUGUCGGGCCUGGAACCGAGCACCCCCUACAAGUUCUUCCUCUACGGCCUCCGUGAAGGGAAGCGCCUGGGCCCUGUCUCAGCUGAGGGCACCACAGGGUCAGCUCCUGCCGGUCAGAGCCUGGGGGAGCCAGGGCCCCGGCUCUCCCAGCUGUCUGUGACUGAUGUGACCACCAGCUCUCUGCGUCUCAACUGGGAGGCCCCCCCUGGGGCCUUUGACUCCUUCCUGCUUCACUAUGGGGUCCCAUCAGCAAGCACUCUGGAGCUGCAUCCACGUCCCUUGCUGCAGCGGGAGGUGACAGUGCCAGGGACGCGGCGCUCGGCUGUGCUUCGGGACCUCCGUCCUGGGAGCCUGUACAGCCUUACACUGUAUGGCCUGCGUGGGCCCCACAAUGCCGACAGUGUGCAGGGCACCGCCCGUACGCUGAGCCCAGUUCUGGAGAGCCCCCGUGACCUCCAGUUCAGCGAAAUUGGGGAGACCUCAGCCAGGGUCAGCUGGAUGCCCCCACCGUCCAGAGUUGACAGCUUCAAAGUAUCCUACCAACUGGCAGAAGGAGGGGAGCCACAGAGUGUGCAAGUGGACAGCCAGGCCCGGACCCAGCAACUCGAGGGGCUGGUCCCAGGCGCUCGCUACGAGGUGACGGUGGUGUCUGUCCGGGGCUUCGAGGAGAGUGAGCCUCUCACGGGCUUCCUCACCACCGUUCCUGAUGGCCCCACCCAGCUGCGAGCACUGAACUUGACAGAAGGAACAGCCGUGCUACAUUGGAAGCCCCCUCAGGCUCCUGUGGACACAUAUGACAUCCAGGUUACAGCCCCAGGCACCCCCUCUCUACAGGCCUCAGCCCCCAGCAGCACCGUGGACUACCCCUUACACGGCCUCGAGCUCCACACCAACUAUACAGCCACCGUGCGUGGCCUUCGAGGCCCCAACCUCACCUCUCCAGCCAGCAUCACCUUCACCACAGGGUUGGAGGGCCCCCGGGACUUGGAAGCCAAGGAAGUGACCCCCCGCACAGCCCUGCUUACUUGGACAGAGCCCCAAGUCCCACCAACUAGCUACCUGCUCACCUACGACACUCCUGGUGGACAGACCCAGGAGAUCGAGCUCGCAGGAGGCCUCACCUCUCACCAGCUCCAGGGCCUCUUUCCCUCCACCAGCUACAGAGCCUGGCUCCGGGCUGUGUGGGGCGAGAGCCUCACGCCACCCAUGUCUACCUCCUUCACCACGGGUGGACUGCGGGUCCCCUUCCCCCGGGACUGCGGGGAGGAGAUGCAGAACGGGGCCGGCACCUCCAGAACCUCCACCAUCUUCCUCAACGGCAAUCGAGAGCGGCCCCUGAACGUGUUCUGUGACAUGGAGACUGACGGGGGCGGCUGGCUGGUGUUCCAGCGUCGCAUGGACGGACACACGGACUUCUGGAGGGACUGGGAAGACUACGCCCGUGGUUUUGGGAACAUCUCUGGGGAGUUCUGGCUGGGCAACGAGGCCCUGCAUAGCCUGACGAGAGCUGGCGACUACUCCAUGCGUGUGGACCUGCGGGCUGGGGACGAGGCAGUGUUCGCUCAGUACGACUCUUUCCGGGUAGACUCGGCCUCAGAGUACUACCGCCUCCACCUGGAGGGCUACCACGGCACCGCAGGGGACUCCAUGAGCUACCACAGUGGCAGUGUCUUCUCUGCCCGAGACCGAGACCCCAACAACUUGCUCAUCUCCUGUGCCGUCUCCUACCGAGGGGCUUGGUGGUAUAGGAACUGCCACUAUGCCAACCUCAACGGGCUCUACGGGAGCACAGUGGACCACCAGGGAGUGAGCUGGUACCACUGGAAGGGCUUCGAGUUCUCUGUGCCCUUCACGGAAAUGAAGCUGAGACCCAGAGGCUACCAGGCCCCUGCCUGGGGAGGCUGAGCCUGGGCUCGCCUCUCCCACGCAGGUACGGCUGCAGAGCACUGAGGGGCCGCGAGGAGAGAAGACUCAAGGCCCGUCUUCACUACCCAUCCACCAGAGGAAGCCUUCUCCACCGCGGUCUCACAGCACUAUGUUUACAGGGGGGAGGGAGGAUGGUACGGGAGCAAUAAAAGGAGAAACUGA